CUUGCCAUUAUUGUACUUUUGGCAUGCCUUAAACGAAGAAAACAUUUCAAACUUGAAUACUGCAAUGGAUAUCCUGGUCUCUCGACGUAAGUUUUCUAUCAAGGUAUUGAGAGAUUAUUACAUAAACUAUUAUAUCGCUUCCGGGACAUGUGUAUGUUGGCUACUCAACAAAGUUUUAAGGGUCCAACCCCUUACCCUCUUAUAUACCAGUUUUGACAAAAAAUGUACCCCUCCAUAAACUUCCAUUGAAAAAUGAUGCUCCUUUAACAUACCUAACUCAAUACGAAAAAGAAGGCAGCAGGCCUUUCGUACUAAUUAUUUUAAGUAUUCCUUUUUUAAUCGUUAUGUCAGUGAAUGGAACUCUUUCCUGUCUAAUGUUAUCCGUGAAUCUAGCCUUAAUUUUUUCAAAGUCUCCCUUUUAAUUUAUUUGCGCUCAAAUAAAGUUGUAUUUUAAUACAAACAGUCAAUUCUAUUUUAUGUUAUUGUUACUGUUACACAUUAUUAUUAUUGUUAUUAUUAUUAUUAUUAUUAUUAUUAUUAUUAUUAUUUCUUUCUUAUUAUCUUGAAAAUGGCUUGGCCUUUUUAUCUUUGUAAUGUUAUAUUCUAAGGUUUUCUUUUAAUAUGUAGUGUAUGUACAAGUUAGUUAGCUUUAUAAAAGGAAAUUAGUCCUAGAAUGAGGGUGUAGUUUCCCCCUGCUGCUAUAUCUCGCCAUCUUUCACCGUUUUUCUUUUUCUUAUUGUAUUGAUGGUAAGCAUUAUUAAACUUUAACUUUAACUUAAGAGUAGGAAGUCUUCUUGUCAUUUUCGUGUAAUGUUUAAUAAUUUAAAAUGAUAGCCAUAAGGCACAUCUUUUCAAAACAUUUAAUCAAAGGCCCGUUAUUAAAAUACUUAAAAUAAAUGAUAAAUUUUCCCACCCUUUCACAGUGCUUUCAUACACUUCAUCUUGUGAAUACCCUGGCUUUUCAUAUUCCGGAACCGUGAAUAACGUACCUCUUUCGGGCGAAGCCUUUAGCUCCGGGCCGUUUAGGCAAUUAUUGGAAGUGCCCCACCCGGGUGUAGAAGGCCUAAAUGUAAUAAAGUCCUAAAUGUAAUAACAUUUUGUGCUAAAUGUAAUUACAUUUUGUCCAAAAUGUAAUAAAACCUUAAGUUGCAAAUUACAGCAAUUACUGAAAUAAGCGCCGCAUUUGGGGGGUUUAUAUGCACCGCGGCACUUAUUCGGGUAAAUACGGUGCUAAGAGGUAUUACUAUGGUUUUAAGCGCGGCCCUCAAAUAAGCGCCGCAUUUUGGAGAAAAAAUUUAAUAAGCUUCGGUACAUUUCCUCAUGCACUAUGUAACUUGACAUUUACAAAAAAAUUGCUUGUAAAGGGACGAAAUAAAAAAAAAAAAUUGGAAGCCUUAAAAAGUUUUUCAUACUUCAUUUUUAUUAAAGAAAUUUACUGCAAAAACCGUGGAAGAAGAUCCUGUUGCUUGUCAACUUUGGAUCUCUAGAAAAGAGAUCUAACCAGCUAAAAUAUUAAGAACAAAAAACGAGAAGUCUAAGGGCCUGUUUACUUGGAGGUGGCGGACACCAGGUAGGUGGUAACCCUCCUGUUCACAUAAUUUCUCAUUUUAAUUUGAUUACGUUUACAUGAUAGGUGGGGUGACCCACCGCAUGUUACCUCACCUUUCUGGGGUCCCCCACCUCAAUGUAAACAGGCCCUAAAGACUACUGCAUGAGAGCAUGUAAACAUGUGUGGAGUCAAGAUGAUUUGCUCUUCGCGCGCUAAUCACACAAGCACGAAUUUUAAAAUGUUUUUGAGUUGAAAACUCGACAAAUUUACUUUAUUUACCCAUUCUCUCGUCUUAUGAAACUUGGAAAAUCUUUACAAACAUGCUGUGCCAAUUUUUGUUCGCUUAAGCUGACAUUUUAAGCGAGAAAAACUCUUUUUUGGAAAGCAUCUUUAUUGCAAAACAAGAACUGAUUACACGUACAUUAAGCUUCGUGUACAAGACUUCGCGACUGGUAAGAGUUUCUCUUUCAAUCAGUAACCUAAACAAAGAGUUUUUCUUUUUUCUCGAGAAAGUUAUUUUAGAAAAGCAAUAGAAAACAUUUUUCCAGUGUUUGCAUAGCCUGAUUUUAACACUCGAGGGGUUGGGAGAACUCUUGACAGGAAAAACACAGGAAAAAAGUUUUCCAGUUGCUUGAAUAUUGCUUUUUUAGAAAAAUACUGUUACUUUGUCAUUUACAAGCAAUUUAUUUGUGAACGUUAAGUUUCACAGUGCAUAAGGAAAUGUACCGAAUUCACGCGAUUAGGCCGCGGCGCUUAUUAACUUUUUUCCAAAAAUGAGGCGCUUAUUUGAGAGCGGUGCUUAAUACCAUAGUAAUACCGGUUAGUGCCGUAUUUACACGAAUAAGCGCGGCGGCGCUAAUGCACUUAUUUGAGGGCGGCGCUUAUUCGAGUAAUUACUGUAACUGGCAACUUAAGAGUUUAUUACAUUUGGGGCAAAUUGUUAUUACAUUUAGGACAAAAUGUUAUUACAAUUUAGGACUUUAUUACAUUUAGGGUCGUUUAUUACAUUUAGGGUCGUUUAUUACAUUUAGGCCUUCUACACCGGGCGUAAAUUUUGUUUUCAUUACACGGUCAUCUUUUGAGUCAUUAAUACAAUUAAUCAAUUAUUCUUCAUUCAAAAAUUUCCAAAAUUUCCAAAAAACGUCUUCAUUCGUUAAAAAGGAUUCUGUUUUCCUCUUCAGGCCAGUCAACUUCUUAGGUGGUAGACACAACCGAUUCACCAUUGCUGCUACCUUUGGAGCUACAGCUUCUACUUGCAUGGAACUUUUCUUCAGUGGGAAGAGUGGGAUAUUUAUCGAAGGAGGUCCUCCAUGGGUGAAGGGUAAGUACGGGACCUCACAGCCGGACCCAUAA
Molecule: messenger RNA, 2902 nt
Organism: Porites lobata
Lineage: Eukaryota; Metazoa; Cnidaria; Anthozoa; Scleractinia; Poritidae
Source: the annotation of a GenBank genome assembly